This is a messenger RNA of Serendipita indica DSM 11827, 495 nucleotides long. NCBI's taxonomy places the organism in Eukaryota, Fungi, Basidiomycota, Agaricomycetes, Sebacinales, Serendipitaceae. The record is from the annotation of a GenBank genome assembly.
AUGCCUUCCACCGACGCUCCUGCGCACGAAUUUGUCAUUGCGGACGAUAGCACACCCGAUCUUCUCGCCCAGUGUGUAAACGUCCGUAUCGCAGUCUUUGUCGACGAACAGCAGUUUCCUCUCGAUACAGAAAUUGAUAAAUACGACGAACCCGGUAAAUCUACACAUGUCCUCCUGAGGCUAGUUCAGGGUUUGGAACCGAUUGGGACUAUCCGCAUCGUCCACCUCUCGCCGACGGACAAAAAGCUCGGCCGUCUCUGUGUGCUCAAACCGUAUCGGAAUUUUAAAUUUGGAAAGGACCUAGUGCUCGCCGCCCAUGAUUACAUUCGCAAGCAGGCUGUCACGUCCAACGGGGAGGAUGGCCCGCGACUGUCCGUGUCGCUGCAUUCUCAAAUCUACGUCAAGGGGUUCUAUGCAAAGUGUGGAUAUGAAGAGGUGGGACCCGAGUUUGAUGAAGAUGGAGCUCCGCAUCAGCGAAUGAUCCGAUAUCUGUGA